GGUUUUAUUGAGAAUAGAUUACAAUGUGUUUAGCUGCUGAGAGUAGAAACACAAUGAGUGUGUUAUUUUGCUGAACAUUUUAAAAUUGAUGAUACCGAUCCCUAACACAGGUCCAGAGCCAGUGUCCUUCCAGAGCUCCCUAGAUGCUUCCGGAUUGAGAAGGCUCUGAGCCGUUUCCGCCGCCAUUGCGGAUUUUGGACAGAAGAUCAGCCGUAGCCACUGCUAUCCAUCGAUGCAGUGCAGAAAGCACACACAGAAGGGGGACGUAUUUAACAUUUUAACUGAUACCAGAUUCCGGGAACACGACUAACAACGCCGCAUAUUACCCUUCAUCGUGUGUUUUUUGUUUUCACUGACUGGCUCCGACCUACACGUACAGUGAGGAGGUCGUAGCUAGCGCGGUGCUACUGCCUAGCUAGCUAGCUGUACGGCUAGGAUUUCAGGACUCCGGUGAAGCUCAAGGAAACCACCAUGGCUCAAAUCCUGCCUAUCCGCUUCCAGGAGCACCUGCAGCUCCAGAAUCUGGGAAUCAACCCAGCCAACAUUGGAUUCAGCACUCUAACCAUGGAGUCCGACAAGUUCAUCUGUAUAAGAGAGAAAGUGGGUGAGCAGGCACAGGUCGUCAUCAUCGAUAUGGCUGACCCCAACAAUCCCAUCCGCAGGCCCAUCUCUGCAGACAGCGCCAUCAUGAACCCUGCCAGCAAAGUUAUUGCUCUCAAAGACGCUGCAAAGACCCUGCAGAUCUUCAACAUUGAGAUGAAGAGCAAGAUGAAGGCUCACACAAUGACAGAUGACGUGACCUUCUGGAAAUGGAUCUCCCUCAACACUGUUGCCCUGGUCACAGACAACGCAGUCUACCAUUGGAGCAUGGAGGGAGAUUCUCAGCCAAUCAAAGUUUUUGACCGUCACUCCAGCCUGGCAGGCUGCCAGAUCAUCAACUACCGCACUGACGCCAAACAGAAGUGGUUGCUGCUCAUUGGCAUUUCAGCGCAGCAAAAUCGUGUUGUCGGAGCCAUGCAGCUGUACUCAGUGGACAGAAAGGUGUCUCAGCCCAUCGAGGGGCAUGCCGCAGGCUUUGCACAGUUCAAGAUGGAGGGCAACACUGAGGAGUCAACCCUGUUCUGCUUUGCUGUGCGAGGACAGGCAGGAGGAAAGCUGCAUAUCAUUGAAGUGGGGACUCCGCCGACUGGGAACCAGCCAUUUCCAAAGAAAGCUGUGGAUGUUUUCUUUCCUCCAGAAGCCCAGAAUGACUUCCCAGUUGCCAUGCAGAUCAGUUCCAAGCAAGAUGUAGUUUUUCUCAUUACCAAAUAUGGCUACAUCCACCUGUAUGACCUGGAGACUGGGACUUGUAUCUACAUGAACAGGAUCAGUGGGGAGACUAUUUUUGUGACUGCCCCCCAUGAGCCUACUGCGGGUAUCAUUGGAGUCAACAGGAAAGGACAGGUGUUGUCGGUGUGCGUGGAAGAGGAGAACAUCAUUCCCUACAUCACCAAUGUGCUCCAGAACCCAGACCUGGCUCUCCGCAUGGCUGUCCGCAACAACCUGGCUGGUGCUGAGGAGCUCUUUGCCCGCAAGUUCAACACCCUCUUUGCAGCGGGGAAUUACUCAGAAGCUGCCAAGGUGGCGGCCAACGCACCCAAGGGUAUCCUGCGCACCCCAGACACCAUCCGUCGGUUCCAGAGUGUUCCAGCCCAACCAGGCCAGACGUCUCCUUUGCUCCAAUACUUUGGCAUCUUGCUGGACCAAGGCCAACUGAACAAGUUUGAGUCUUUGGAGCUGUGCAGGCCUGUCCUCCAGCAGGGACGCAAACAGCUGCUCGAGAAAUGGUUAAAAGAGGACAAGCUGGAGUGCUCUGAGGAGCUUGGAGAUUUGGUGAAGUCUGUAGAUCCUACUCUUGCCCUCAGUGUCUACCUCAGAGCCAACGUCCCCAAUAAGGUCAUUCAGUGCUUUGCAGAGACUGGACAGUUCCAGAAGAUUGUCCUCUACGCCAAGAAGGUGGGCUACACUCCAGACUGGAUCUUCCUGCUAAGAAACGUAAUGCGGAUCAGUCCAGAGCAGGGUCUUCAGUUCUCCCAGAUGCUGGUUCAGGAUGAGGAGCCACUUGCUGACAUUACACAGAUUGUUGAUGUGUUCAUGGAGUACAACCUGAUCCAGCAGUGCACAUCCUUCCUACUAGAUGCCCUGAAGAAUAACAGACCCAUGGAGGGUCCACUGCAGACACGCCUGCUGGAAAUGAAUUUGGUGCACGCACCACAGGUUGCAGACGCCAUUCUGGGCAAUCAGAUGUUCACCCAUUAUGAUCGUGCCCAUGUGGCACAGCUGUGUGAGAAGGCCGGUCUCCUGCAGAGGGCACUGGAGCAUUACACCGACCUGUAUGAUAUUAAGCGCGCUGUGGUACACACACACCUUCUCAACCCAGAGUGGUUGGUGAAUUUCUUUGGCUCCUUGUCAGUGGAGGAUUCUCUGGAGUGUCUGAGGGCCAUGCUGUCUGCAAACAUCCGCCAGAAUCUGCAGAUCUGUGUCCAGGUUGCCUCUAAGUACCAUGAGCAGCUCACCACUCAGUCUCUCACUGAACUUUUUGAGUCAUUCAAGAGCUUUGAAGGUUUGUUCUACUUUUUGGGUUCCAUUGUGAACUUCAGCCAGGAUCCAGAGGUCCACUUUAAAUAUAUCCAGGCGGCCUGCAAGACAGGCCAGAUCAAAGAGGUGGAGAGAAUCUGCCGAGAGAGUAACUGCUAUGACCCUGAACGUGUGAAGAACUUCCUCAAGGAAGCCAAGCUGACUGACCAGCUGCCUUUGAUCAUUGUGUGUGACCGCUUUGAUUUUGUCCAUGAUCUGGUCCUGUACCUGUACCGCAACAGCCUGCAGAAAUACAUUGAAAUCUACGUGCAGAAGGUGAACCCAAGCCGUCUGCCAGUAGUCAUUGGAGGGUUACUGGAUGUGGACUGUGCUGAGGAUGUGAUUAAGAACCUGAUUAUGGUGGUUAGAGGGCAGUUCUCUACAGAUGAAUUGGUGGCUGAGGUGGAGAAAAGAAAUCGACUGAAGCUGCUGCUGCCUUGGUUAGAGGCCCGUAUUCAUGAAGGUUGUGAGGAGCCUGCCACCCACAACGCCCUGGCCAAGAUCUACAUCGACAGCAACAACAACCCUGAGCGUUUCCUGAGGGAGAACCCCUACUACGAUAGCCGCGUGGUGGGCAAGUACUGUGAGAAGAGAGACCCACACCUGGCCUGUGUGGCCUAUGAAAGAGGACAGUGUGACCAGGAACUGAUUCAUGUGUGCAAUGAGAACUCCCUGUUCAAGAGUCUGUCCCGCUACCUUGUCCGUCGCAAGAACCCUGAGCUGUGGGCGAGCGUGCUGCUGGAGACCAACAAUUACAGAAGACCACUCAUCGACCAGGUUGUCCAAACAGCCUUGUCUGAGACCCAGGAUCCAGAGGAGGUGUCUGUUACAGUCAAGGCCUUCAUGACCGCCGAUCUUCCCAAUGAGCUCAUCGAGCUUCUGGAGAAGAUUGUCCUGGAUAACUCUGUCUUUAGCGAGCACAGAAACCUCCAGAAUCUGCUAAUCCUGACAGCCAUUAAAGCUGAUCGGACACGUGUUAUGGAGUACAUCAAUCGUCUGGACAACUACGAUGCCCCAGACAUUGCGAACAUCGCCAUCAGCAAUGAGCUGUUUGAGGAGGCCUUUGCUAUUUUUAGGAAAUUUGAUGUGAACACCUCUGCUGUGCAGGUCCUCAUUGAGCACAUUGGUAACCUGGACAGAGCCUAUGAGUUUGCUGAGCGCUGCAAUGAGCCACCAGUGUGGAGUCAGCUGGCAAAGGCCCAGCUUCAGAAGGGCCUGGUCAAAGAAGCCAUUGACUCUUACAUCAAAGCCGAUGACCCCUCUGCUUACAUGGAGGUGGGACAAGCUGCAGCCCAAAGCGGAAACUGGGAGGACCUGGUGAAGUUUCUGCAGAUGGCCCGUAAGAAGGCCCGCGAGUCGUACGUUGAAACAGAGUUGAUCUUUGCUCUGGCUAAGACCAACCGCCUGGCUGAGCUGGAGGAGUUCAUCAACGGACCCAAUAAUGCUCACAUUCAGCAAGUGGGUGACCGUUGCUAUGAUGACAAGAUGUACGAGGCAGCCAAAUUGCUUUACAACAACGUGUCCAACUUUGGCCGUCUGGCCUCCACUCUGGUGCACCUGGGCGAGUACCAGGCAGCUGUGGAUGGAGCUCGCAAGGCCAACAGCACUCGCACCUGGAAGGAGGUGUGUUUUGCGUGUGUAGAUGGGAAAGAGUUCCGUCUUGCCCAGAUGUGUGGCCUGCAUAUUGUCGUCCACGCCGAUGAACUGGAGGAACUCAUCAACUACUACCAGGACCGCGGUUACUUUGAGGAGCUGAUCACCAUGUUGGAGGCCGCCCUGGGUCUGGAGCGUGCUCACAUGGGCAUGUUCACUGAGCUGGCCAUCCUCUACUCCAAAUUCAAACCCCAGAAGAUGAGGGAGCACUUGGAGCUCUUCUGGUCUCGCGUCAACAUUCCAAAGGUUCUCAGGGCAGCCGAGCAGGCCCACCUCUGGGGGGAGCUGGUGUUCCUCUAUGACAAGUACGAAGAGUAUGACAACGCCAUCAUCACCAUGAUGAACCACCCAGCUGAUGCCUGGAAGGAGGGCCAGUUCAAAGACAUUGUCACCAAGGUGGCUAAUGUGGAGUUGUACUACAAGGCCAUCCAGUUUUAUCUGGAGUUCAAACCAUUGUUACUGAACGACCUGCUCAUCGUCCUCUCUCCAAGGCUGGACCACACACGUGCUGUCAACUUCUUCAGCAAGGUGAAGCAGCUGCCUCUGGUUAAACCAUACCUAAGGUCUGUCCAGAAUCACAACAACAAGUCAGUAAAUGAGGCACUCAACAACCUCUUCAUCAUUGAGGAAGACUAUGCGGCACUGCGCACUUCUAUCGAUGCUUAUGACAACUUUGACAACAUCUCGCUGGCCCAGGGCCUGGAGAAGCACGAGUUGAUUGAGUUUAGGAGGAUCGCAGCCUACCUGUUCAAGGGCAACAACCGCUGGAAACAGAGUGUCGAGCUCUGCAAGAAGGACAAGCUCUAUAAGGAUGCCAUGCAGUACGCAUCAGAGUCCAAAGAUAUCGAGCUGGCCGAGGAGCUCCUGGCUUGGUUCCUGAAUGAGGACAAGAAGGAGUGUUUUGCCGCCUGCCUAUUCACCUGCUACGACCUGCUGCGGCCAGAUGUGGUGCUGGAGACCGCCUGGCGACACAACAUCAUGGACUUCUCCAUGCCAUAUUUCAUCCAGGUCAUGAGGGAGUAUCUCUCUAAGGUUGAUGCGAUAAAGGAAAAGGUGGACAAACUCGAAGCCUCUGAGUCACUGAGGAAACAGGAGGAGCAGGCUACCGAGUCUCAACCCAUUGUUUACGGCACACCCCAGCUCAUGCUCACAGCAGGGCCCAACGUGGCCGUGCCUCCCCAGCAGCCCUACGGCUACGGCUACACAGCAGCGCCAGGCUACGGCCAGCCCCCACAGCCCAGCUUCGGUUAUGGCAUGUGAACACCCAACAUCUCCCCCUGCACCACAACUUGACUCAACACCUUCCCUCCAUCUGUCCUUCUCUCUUUGUGUUCCUCACCAGCUUCCCAUGGUCUUCUACUCACAACAGGGGCCACAAGCAAGCAACAGCCCACUCUCAUUUUGAGUACAUUUUUUUUAUUAUGUGAAGAUGUUACAAGAGAAAACAUUUAACUGCAUUGAAGGACUUUUAUUUGUAUUGUUUGAAGAGAAAUUGGACCACAUGUUUGUUUUUUUCACAUUCCAUAUUUAUGACUACUUAUUUAGAGUAUUUUUUUGUCGUUAUGUUAUUGUCAUGUUUUUUUAUUGGUUUAUGGUUUGUGCAGAAGUGGACUUGCUAAAGCUCAGCAGCAAACCUUUGAAGUAGGUGGAGGAGCAUUGGAUUUUGCACUCGUGAAGAAAUUAAUGUAGAGAAGCUCUUACUUUUUGAUGUACUGAACGUGAACAGCUUACAUUGUCUCGUUUGUCUGUAUAAUGCAUUUCAUCAUCAUUGUAUAUUCUGAGGAAAAAAAGGUUACAUAUAAUAUUUGAACAUAUAUUGCCAUUUCAAUGGCUAUAGCUAGCAACACUAAGUAAUGAUAGUAUAUUCUGCACAGGCGUGUAGCUUUAUGGAGUUUUAAUUGCAUACAGACGUAUGUCACUGUGUGGAUGAGGGUUUGUGUGUGUCUGUGUGUGUCUGUGUGUGUGCGCGUGUGUGUGUGCGUGCGAGUGUGUGCGUGCGAGUGUGAUCCGAUGGUCUAAAUAAGAAUUUUAACCCCCUCUCAGCCUGUACUGGGCUAUCCAAUCCACCCUCUUAGGUGUUAGCUCUCCUUCAUCGGCUCCAUGUAUUUAGGUGACCUCUUGUGCCGUGUACAGUGCUUGUGUGAGACUGUAUCUGUGUAUGUGCAAGGACGGGACCACGGCUACCAAACCCCAGGGCCCUUACCCCUCAACCGUACCGUGUGUGUGUAUUUACUCGGAACCCUCCUCGUGCUGAGGUCCGCGUAUGCCAGGUGUUGUAGUGUUUCCCUCGGUCACCAUUACUUUUUUUGCGUGUACAGAUGUGAACAUGAAGAAUUGAAAACUUUUAGAUGGACUCCCCACCCAUCUGUCCUCCACCCACUCUCCUGUCCUGUUUGCUCCUCCGUUAAUGCUUUAGCAGCAAGAACAAACAAGGAGGCAGAAGACGACAGGCAGGUGGAACCUUUGGUGUCCUAAUGACAGCUUGACUAGAUCCAUAAACACUCCUGUAGGCUGUGUGUUUAGAUGGUUAUGAUGAAGAAAAAUAGGUCUCAGUACAUCCAGUUCUUUGUCAAGAAUGGUCUGAAAUAAGAGCCUGUAUUUACCUUGAUGUACUUAACUUCCUUACAUGCUUUAAGCUGUGUGUGUAAAGUGUCAUUCUAACCCUAACAUAAGUUGAAUUCCUUUCUGUUGUCAUGCAUAUUAAUAAUAAAAGGGGAUCUGUCAUUGAUAAAUGGAAGAAUAUGACUCAACUGAAAGGGAAAUACUAGCCUAAAUAAAAACUAAAAAUUGUA
Messenger RNA from Epinephelus lanceolatus (giant grouper), 7061 nucleotides. NCBI's taxonomy places the organism in Eukaryota, Metazoa, Chordata, Actinopteri, Perciformes, Serranidae. The record is from RefSeq and is a predicted model, not a curated record.